AUUUUAGAAUACCGCGAUGUAUGAUUGUCUUAAUGAUGGCUGUUUAUGAAGAACUUGACUUAUGUUUACGAUAACUUAGUAGGACUUUUAUUCAUUGGAGUAUACUUACUGGAUAUACGUCUUAUAAAACCCUAAGUUUUACGAGGAAAUGGCUGAUCUAGAAGCUGUUCUAGCGGACGUCAGCUAUUUGAUGGCUAUGGAAAUGAGUAAAUCCACUCCAGCGGCUCGUGCGAGCAAAAGAAUUACCUUACCCGACCCCAGCAUCCGUGGUAUCAUGACCAAGUAUUUGGAAAAGAACAACCAAAUGACCUUCGAUAAAAUUUUUAACGAGAAGUUAGGUUACUUGUUGUUUCGGGACUUCGUUCUCAAUGUAAGUGAAGAACCUGUUCCUCAGCUUACGUUUUACGAAAAUAUCAAAAAGUUUGAAAAGUUAGACACAGAUGAAGAGCGUAUUAAAUUUGGCCGAGAAAUAUAUGAUCAACACAUUAUGAAAGAACUUUUAUCGCAUAACCACAAAUUCUCUAAAUCAACUGUGGAUCAUGUCCAUGAACUACUCACUCUAUCUCAAAAGACUAAAAAGCUACCAGCAGAUACAUUUUCUUUGUAUGAAGAUGAAAUCCUCCAGUUCCUUCGUGGUGAUGUAUUUGACAAUUUUCUUAGAAGUAAUAAGUUCACUCGAUUUUGUCAAUGGAAGGAUUUGGAGUUAAAUAUUAACUUAACCACAAACGAUUUCAGCGUACAUCGCAUUAUUGGGCGUGGUGGUUUUGGGGAGGUCUAUGGAUGCCGAAAAGCAGACACUGGUAAAAUGUAUGCUAUGAAAUGUUUGGACAAAAAGAGGAUCAAAAUGAAAGGGGGAGAAACUUUGGCCCUCAAUGAACGUGUUAUGCUUUCACUUGUUAGCACAGGGGAUGGUUGUCCUUUUAUAGUUUGUAUGACGUACGCCUUUCAGACUCCAGAAAAAUUAUGCUUUAUACUAGAUUUAAUGAAUGGUGGUGAUUUACACUAUCAUCUUACUCAGCAUAAUAUCUUCUCUGAAUCAGAAGUACGUUUUUAUGCAGCUGAAGUUAUAUUGGGUUUGGAGCAUAUGCAUAAUCGUUUCAUUGUAUAUCGCGAUUUGAAGCCUGCAAACAUACUUCUGGACGAAUAUGGUCAUGUUCGAAUCAGUGAUUUGGGAUUAGCCUGUGAUUUUUCACGUCGGAAACCUCAUGCUAGCGUUGGGACUCACGGUUACAUGGCUCCUGAGGUACUGUUAAAAGGUUGUCCAUAUGAUUCUUCAGCUGAUUGGUUUUCACUUGGAUGCAUGUUAUACAAAUUAUUAAGGGGUCAUAGUCCAUUCCGACAUCACAAGACAAAGGAUAAACAUGAGAUUGACAGAAUGACAAUGACCAUGAGUCUCGAUAUUCCAGACGGUAUGUCCUGUGAAAUGCGGUCCCUGUUGGAAGGUUUGUUAGCACGUGACGUUUGCAAUCGCCUUGGAUGUAUGGGUCGUGGAUCUCUUGAAGUUCGAGAACAUCCAUUUUUCAAAGGAAUUGAUUGGCAGCAGGUUUAUCUGCAAAAGUACCCACCACCUUUAAUUCCACCUCGGGGAGAAGUAAACGCUGCAGAUGCUUUUGACAUAGGCUCUUUUGAUGAGGAAGAUACUAAAGGUAUUAAGCUCACAGAAGCUGAUCAAGCAUUGUAUCAGAACUUUUCACUUGUUGUGUCUGAACGUUGGCAGUUAGAAAUAGCUGAAACUGUGUUUGAUUUUGUAAAUCAAGAGGCAGAUAAAGUAGAUAAUAAAAAAGCUCGUGCACGACAACGUUCUACACAAACUGCUGAUGUUUCAAGUAGUGGCUUAUCUGGAGUUACUUCAAGUACUGGAAAUUUAUUAAACAUUGGGAAUGUAGGAGUUUCAAAUAGCGGAUCGGGUGGAAAUCUUUCUGAAAAUAUGACUGUUGAUGGGGUAGCCUCUGACUGCAUUGUUGAGGGUGACGUUUUGAAACUUGGCGGACCAUUUUUGCAAACAUGGCAACGUAAACAUCUGCGUUUAUUUCCCAACCGUAUUGAGAUAUACAACAAGUCUAGAGAUGGUUUAAUUCUCAAGAAAGGUGUUGAUCUUAUAUCAAUGCUUGAUAUCAAAGAAAUUUCUCCAGAGUUUUCUCGUGUGUGUAAAAUGGAUAAUUGUAUUUCAAUUAAACUGAAAAAUGAUACGCGAUUGUACAUAACUUCAAAUGACAAAAUCAUGAUUACACAAUGGAAAGAAGAAAUAUUAGAAGGAUAUCGAAUUUCCUGUGAAUUGAUGGCACAUAUGAACAAAAAAGCCCAUAAAAUGUAUGGUGUUCUCGAUCCUAUGUCAAACACGGACACUCAUCCUCCUUCUACUACUGUUAUAACGUCAUCUAUUUUAACUGUUACUACUAGCGGUUCUGUACAGCCUCUCACCUCUACAAGCCGUCCAUCACAGAAGUCACACUCACCUCCACAAAGUUCUACACAUCCCCGUCCUCGCCUAAGUCACCAGGCAUCAAUGCCUUCCUAUCCACUCACAAACCACAGGGGUCAAGGGUCAUCUUUAGAUUCAGUCACAGGUUCCAAGUCUGGUGAUCAAGCUGUUGAGACAGAUGUAAAUCAAGAUAUUAAUCCACCAGAUGGUGGGGUUGGUAGUGAUUUCAAUAAUAAUAAGUCAUCUUAGAUUUCUACUGGUCAUUUUAAUUUGUGUUUUUUAUUAUUAUUAGAGUAUAGUUAUUGAUUCACUAACAGUCUUGAUCUUUCGAUGCUAGUCAUCUAUCUACAGUUUAUGAAAAAAGAUUUGGAGGAUGGCAGCUUUCUAAUUGAAAAUUGCAUUCCAUUUAAGCUUCGAGAUGGUCGUUAUAAUCCCCGUGUGUUUAUAGUAAUUGUAUCAAAUUAUAUUGUACGAGAUAGUUGUUCAACCUCCAUUUCUAAUGUCAUACUGUAUACAUUUUUGUUCAUUCUUGCUUUUAAUUAGAAGCAUGAAAUUCCGUUUACUCUGUCUGUACUUAAGUUUGGAAUAGUCCUAUUUCUGAUGAUAAUAUAAACUUGAAUUCUGUGGUUUAAUCAUGUCAAGAAAAUAUUAUGCUCAUUUAUUUUGUGUAUAAAGUUAUUGUGUAUUACACUGUGUUAUGUCGACUUUUCUGAACAAUCUUGUUUAUUCAUAUUAUUAGUUGUUUUUAAUUAGUUUUGAGAUUCAUAGAAUCUAAUUAUUCAUUAUUUCCUCGAUUUGCCCCUCUUCAUAUUCUUUGUGUGCAAUAUAUGAUUGAUUAAUUCGUUUUUUUUUUAAUUUUUCUAAUUGUUUUUUUGUUUUUUGUUGCAUUUUUGUCUGUUUGUUCCUCAUCUCAGUGACUGCGCCGGAAGUUUGUUUCCUCUCACUGAAAGAGUGUUUUUUUACUUGAUUCGUCAAGUCUAAAUCUGGUUAAUAAACUGUUAUUUUUUAACUUCUUAUCAUUUCAGUUAUAUUAUUACUGUUGUUGUGUAUGGCAUCUGUUAAUCUACAUGAUUUGUUAUUAUUACAUAAGAUCAUACAGAGAGACAUUGAAUGUGUUAUUAGUUAUCUGAUUGCGUUAACAUUAUCACUAUAACUACGAUUUCCAAUAUUAUUGUCUUUGUAAGUUUCAGUUAGAGUUGUUUUUGUUAUUAUUAUCAUCUUUGUACACUCGUUCAUUUAUCCUAUACUUUUUAACUGACAUGUAAUUUCCUUAACGUAAUACUGGUUACAUUGAUUGCAUUAUAAUAAAGCUUAUCUAAUUUUUAAGAAAUAAGGAGAGAAAAAGAAUUUCGAUUGUCUGACUAUUACAUUAUACUUGACUUUUUCACUUCAAUUAUAUUUGAAAAUGUUUGCAUUUUAAGAAUGUAUGUUGGUUGUAUUUUUGUUAAAAAUGUACAUGUCAGCAUACUUGUCAUGUUAUAUUGUGCAAUGUUUAUAGUGGUUAGCAAUAGAAAUAGGUAGUGUUUGCACUAUUUGUUAGUGGAUAAAAUUUGUAAUAAAUAUAAAAUAGUUAUGAUUAGGGCAUGGUAGAAUGAAGAACACAUGGAUUUCUUUUCUUUUCAACUCAUGUAUAUAUUUUACUUUGCGCAUACCUAUUUAACUACCAGGCAUGCACUUAGAUACAGUUACAAAUCCACACAUUUAUACACAUACAAAUGGAAAUAAAUAAUGGUUUUACUUCAGUUUAUUUGUUUUUUUUUCACUUCUUAGCCACAUAAUAUACAUUUUGCAUUUCUUUUCUCCUAACUUGGUUAGUUUUUGCAUUUAUUGUAUCCCCUUCUUUCUUGUGUUCACUAUACUUAUUAUUAAUUUGUUGUUCUGUCAUUGUCCAGUUUUUGUUCUCUCUCUAGAUGUUGGCAACUAACAUACAUUUUUUAAAAUUCAUUUUUGGAAUACGUGUAUACAUAGCCCAAACUAUUUCUGUUUCUUUUUUAAAAUCAUAGAUUAUUAUUACCAGUCUUGUUAUUACUACAAUUACUAUUACUUUCUGUUCUAUUUAUCUUUUCCUCAAUUAACAAAAGUCAUGAUUUAGUGUUUCUUAAUAUUGUGUUGAUAAUAAAGUAUAAAUUAAUAUAGUAACAACAGAACUCAUUGUGUUAAGUAAAUGUGAUGAAUUUUAUUUUUACUCUUAUAGAUAAUGAUGAUGUAAAAUUGAUUUGACAAUUUGUAGACAUAAUCAUUUCUAUCUGUAUUUAUAUUAAUUGAAUUUUUAUUUUGUUUGUGAUUGAAUUAUAUAAAUGAAUGAAAGAAUAAGUAAGAUUGCAUUGAAUUCAUUGUUUUAAUUGUUUUUUGUUGUUGUGUUGUAGUUGUACUUGUUGAUUUACUUUUCAAUUCACCUUCUUUUUGUCUUGUUUAAGUUUCUCAGUUGUUUAUAAAAUAUAUAAGAGUAUAGAAGAGUAAAUAAUGAAAUGAAGCAAUAUCUUGAUUCUUAUUGAGUUAGUUAUAUGUUAAAUGUUAAUCAUUUGUUUUACUGCACUUAUUCUAAAAUUUCUCUUAUUUACAUACUUUUAAAAUGAUAUUAUAGAAUAUUAGAUUACUUUAUGACAAUCAUGUUUAUAUGAUUAUGAAUUUGUGAAAUAUAAAUAACAGUCGAUUUUUUGUGUCUGUGUAUAUCAUUACAGUUUCUUAAUCAGUAUACUUUCUAUUUUUCUUAGGUUCUUAUUUUAAGUUAUAUUAAUGUGUCUUCAUGAUGUUAGUUUUAAUUCACUAACAUGUGUGAAAAUAAUGGUUCGUAAAGAAAAUGGCUUUAAAGUAAAUCAUUUGAUGAGAUGUUCAAUGAUGAAAACAUCUUAGCGUACAUAUGGAAGACGAUCUUACGCAAUAUAUUUAUUUAACUGUAAUAUCGUUAUUUUUCCUCGAUUAAACUAUAUUGAUUAGAUUGGUACAUGCAUGCAGAUUGAGUUCUUGUGCUUGAAUUAAAUUUAUUAUGUUAUCUCACUGAUAAAUAGUAACCUGUUCGUUUGAAAA
Messenger RNA from Schistosoma intercalatum, 5449 nucleotides. The record is from the annotation of a GenBank genome assembly. Lineage: Eukaryota; Metazoa; Platyhelminthes; Trematoda; Strigeidida; Schistosomatidae.